Messenger RNA from Ctenopharyngodon idella (grass carp), 7095 nucleotides. RefSeq names its product erbb2 interacting protein (gene erbin). Gene Ontology annotation, cellular component: postsynaptic membrane; adherens junction; postsynaptic density. NCBI's taxonomy places the organism in Eukaryota, Metazoa, Chordata, Actinopteri, Cypriniformes, Xenocyprididae. The transcript has 26 exons. Gene Ontology annotation, biological process: neurotransmitter receptor transport postsynaptic membrane to endosome; neurotransmitter receptor transport, endosome to postsynaptic membrane. The coding region runs from base 404 to 4579 and encodes 1391 amino acids. Gene Ontology annotation, molecular function: protein binding. The record is from RefSeq and is a predicted model, not a curated record.
CUGCUUCACUGCUCCAUCACUUCAAUGACUGCUCCUCCGCGGCUCAAUGUAAAUCAAUUAUCCCGGCGACCUUUUUGGUCGCUCUUUUUAUUAUAAGGACACUUUUUUUCUAACUCCAUUGUCUCGUCGAACCAUUUUCUUUUGUAUCAGCUAGGAAACUUCCAAGCAGCUGUGGGCAACUUUCCGUCGCGCUGUGAGGUGAAGAAUGCAUUAGCUCGCUCAGCUAGCAGCAGCUUUCUUCGGCUUUCCAGCAUCAAGCGCUGUAUUUCGCGUGGUUUGUAAUGUUUUUCCGUGUCUCCAGUCGUGAACUAACCUUCAUGGAUUAGCUGAAUGAUUUUUAUCCCUCGUAAAUGAAAGGAAAAUAACGGAAAGGUUCAGUUUAAGUGCCUGAGCUGUCGUGAGGAUGAGCAGCAAGCGGAGUUUGUUUGUGCGGCUGGUGCCAUGCCGCUGCCUGCGGGGAGAGGAGGAGACCGUCACCUCGCUGGACUACUCACACUGCAGCCUGGAGCAGGUCCCCAAAGAGAUCUUCAACUUUGAGAAGACCCUGGAGGAGCUCUACCUCGACGCCAACCAGAUCGAAGAGCUGCCCAAACAACUUUUCAACUGCAGUUUGCUCUACCGACUGAGUCUACCGGAUAACGACCUAACAGCGUUGCCACCGGGCAUCGCAAACCUCACCAAUCUCAGGGAGCUCGACGUCAGCAAGAACAGCAUCCAGGAAUUUCCUGAAAAUAUCAAGAACUGUAAAGUCCUGAACAUCGUAGAAGCGAGUGUGAACCCUAUAUCAAAACUCCCAGAAGGCUUCACGCAGCUCCUCAGCCUGACCCAGCUCUACCUGAAUGAUGCCUUCCUAGAGUUUCUACCAGCCAGCUUCGGCAGACUAACCAAACUGCAGAUUCUGGAACUGCGGGAGAACCAGUUAAAGAUGUUGCCAAAAAGCAUGCAUAAGCUCAUGCAGCUGGAGCGCUUGGAUCUGGGGAGUAACGAGUUCACUGAAGUGCCUGAAGUAUUGGAGCAGCUCACUGGAAUCAGAGAGCUGUGGGUGGACGGAAAUAAGCUGACGUUUUUACCGGGGAUGAUCGGGGCACUGAAGCAACUCUGCUACCUGGACGUUUCCAAAAACAAUUUGGAGAUGGUUGACGAGCAGAUAUCUGGCUGUGAAAACCUGCAGGAUCUGCUGCUGUCCAACAACGCUUUGACGCAGCUGCCAGGAUCUAUAGGCUCACUGAAAAGACUAACCACUCUGAAGGUGGAUGAUAACCAGCUCAUGUACCUGCCUGACACGAUAGGCGGACUCACGACUCUGGAUGAGCUGGACUGCAGCUUCAAUGAGAUUGAGGCGCUACCGUCCUCCAUUGGUCAGUGUGUAAACCUGCGUACGUUUGCUGCCGACCACAACCUGCUCGCACAGAUGCCUCCAGAGAUGGGCAGUUUGAAGAACGUCACUGUUCUCUUCCUGCACUCAAACAAGCUGGAGUCUCUGCCGGAGGAGAUGGGUGACAUGCAGAAACUCAAGGUCAUCAAUCUCAGUGACAACAAGUUGAGGAACCUUCCGUACAGCUUCACUAAACUCAACCAGAUGACCGCAAUGUGGCUGUCUGAAAACCAGUCGAAGCCCCUCAUUCCCCUGCAGAAAGAGGAGGAUCCAGAGACGCACAAGACCGUACUUACUAACUACAUGUUCCCUCAACAGACCAGAAGCGAGGACUAUGUGCCCAACUCAGACAGCGAGAGCUUUAACCCGUCUCUGUGGGAGGAGCAGCGCAAGCAGCGGGCGCAAGUGGCCUUCGAGUGUGACGAGGACAAGGAUGAGAGAGAAACGCCCCCGCGGGUCAGUUCCCACCGUCCAGUUCUGUCCAGGGAGGGCAAUCUGAAGCGCUACCCGACACCGUACCCUGAUGAACUGAAGAACAUGGUGAAAACGGCUCAGUCCGUGGCUCACAGACUCAAAGAGGAUGAGUCCGGUGACGAGGCAAGAAAAGAGCCUAAGGUCAGCGAGAGGAACCAUAUCGGAGUGCAGGAUGUUGGAGUGAAGGUGAUUGAAAGUCCCUGCACCAAUGGCAAAGCUGUUGAAAUGGAGCCUAAAACAAUGAUGAACAGUCAUCACAAUUAUGAACCAAUAGAUUCAAUAGACUACCACAGCGUUGAAAGGAUCCCGCUCAAGACCUCAGACAACAUGAGAACCAUGGUGAACCAUGAUGACACCCUUGAGGACUCAGAGGAGCUGUCAUCUGAUGAGGAGGAAAUGAAGAUAGCCGAAAUGAGACCUCCACUCAUUGAAAUCUCCAUUAACCAGCCCAAAGUAGUGGCCCUCAGCAAGGACAAAAAAGAUGAUGGGAAAGAUGCCGACUCUUUGCUGGAUGAGACUGUGGCCAACAGUAACCAGAACAACAGCAACUGCUCUUCACCCUCACGCAUGUCUGAUUCUGUGUCCUUGACCACAGACAGUAGUCAGGACAACUCCCUCUGCACCCCAGAAAGAGAGUCAAAGAUGCCUCUCAUCCCCAAGAACAGACAAGAGGAUGAAAACCUCAACCAGCUGAAGCAGAUGACCCCUUUACUCCAGAACUGUAAUGGUUCUGAGACGUCCUUACAGACCAUCCUGAAGAACCAGCAGAGCUAUGAAAGCAAGUCGGACCAGAUGGCCGACUACAGUCUCUCCAUGGAGGAGAGACUUGCCCUCAUUGAAAAGGGCAUAAACAAUGGUGUGACAGAGCAGUACAGCAAGUGGGAUCAGAUCAACAUGAAUGUGGCCAAACUCCCACCUGACAACAUGGUGUCGUAUGAGGACCUGGAAAGGACCAAGAGUCCCUCAGCCAAGGAGUCCAUGUCAAGCAACAACAAUGCCAUGCUGUCACUCGAGAACCUUGAGAAUGGGAACCGGCUUCAAAAAACCCAUUCUGGGGAGAAUUUCAAUGGCCGAACGGAUCAAAUUCCCUUGCGCUACGAGUCUACGAGGACUGUCUCGACAGGUAUAACAGCGUUAAGUGAUAUGAGUCUUUCUCGUAGCACAGAGGAGCUGUCGCCAGAGAAGAAAUGUCCACCGGCCCCAGUGGUGAAAUCUCAGAGCAUUGCUAACAUGGAAGUUGGAGGGAUGAAGCUGUACUCCAUCGAGGGAGAAAGCCCCCCUUAUGAAGUGGCAUGCGCAACCAGAACAUCUGUAACUGCUGCUCAGGGCCAGAGCAUCGUCCGGUCCAAAUCUGCGUCCUUGCUCAACGAUCAACCUUUGCAGAUCUACCCUGGAUCCUCUGCAUCAUCCUCCGACUUGCUCUCCAGCUCCAAACCUCCGGUUAGCAGCGCCCGCUACCCUGCAGGCCCCCCGCCGCAGUACAACAUCCAGUAUGCCAGUAGCACAGUCCCCAAAGACAACCUGUGGAGCCAACGUACCCCCGUACCUCCCGAGCAGCCCUACUUGCCGCCGCAGCACUCCCUUGCCAACACCAACUACUCCAACCGCAACAACGCCCCUCCAUACCCCCAGCCCCAACAACGUGGCCCGCCCAAGACCCCAGACAUGUGGGCCAAAGAAAGGAUGCUGCCACCUGUUGGCCAGCGUGGCACCUUGCAGAGACAAGGUAGCGGAUCCUCUGGCACCUCCAUGUGCAUGCAGGACCCACGUCGCAUGCCAGGAAUGGAAGGAGAGUACAUGACCUAUCGGGACAUUCACGUGGCGGGCCGUGGCCCCCUGCAGAUGAGCCAGGCUCUCCACAGACCAUUGUCAGCCCGCACGUACAGCAUAGAUGGACCUAACGCUCCACGGCCACAGAGUGCCCGGCCCCCUCCUCACGAGCUUCCAGAGAGGACCAUGUCCGUCAGCGACUUCAACUACCAGCAUGGCAGCCCCAGCAAGAGGCCCAGCAUGAGGGUGAAGUCAGAGCACUCGCUGCUGGAUGGGCCAGUUGGAGGUGGCAGGGUUCCAGCUGACUGGAGGGAUCAGGUCAUGAGACACAUCGAAGCCAAGAAGAUGGAGAAGAGUGCUCUAUCUCGGUCUUUGGCCACUCUCGAUGACAGUCAGAGCUCUCUGGCCUUUAGCGCUGUAGACGGAUACCAGUUUGGAGCUCAUGGGCCCAGCGACGAUGUCUUCAGUCCUCAUGGACAACAGGGCUACCAUAUUGACACUCUAAGAAAAGUGCCUUUGAUGAACGGCCAAAUGUGUCCUCCUGUGAGACCUCCCAUGAGCUGCGGUCAGCCAGCAAUGGCACGCCACCCCUCACGAGAGCAGCUCAUCGACUAUCUGAUGCUCAAAGUGUCCCAGCAGCCCCCAGGCCCUCCACGGGUCCCACACGAGACACUGCAGCAGGAGCUCCAUGUGAAGAUCGAGAAGAAUCCUGAGCUGGGUUUCAGUAUAUCAGGAGGAGUGGGUGGUCGCGGGAAUCCCUUCCGCCCAGACGACAACGGCAUCUUCGUGACGAGGGUUCAGUCAGAGGGACCGGCUUCAAAACUCCUUCAACCUGGGGACAAGAUCAUCCAGGCAAACGGAUACAGCUUUGUUAACAUUGAUCACGGACAUGCUGUAUCCCUUCUGAAGACGUUCCCCAGCACCGUCGACCUGAUCAUCUUUCGAGAGAUGGCUGCAUAACUGACAGAUCUGAAUGUGCACUGUCUUAUUUUUGUACCGAGAGAAGCCAGUGUGCUGUAUGUAGUUAAUCUGAGCUGAUGUAAACAGGACAAGGUUUGACCGUCGGUGAAGAGGGGCGAAACCACUGCAUCAGGUGGAAGACGGACAGAGUCUGGAAGCAUGCACCUUCACUGUGGGAUAGCCUGUUGGUGCACUCCAACUGAUAUGAAAACCUGUGCUUUUUGUAAAGAUCGUUUUUGUUUUUCAUUUUAUAAGACAUCACCUGGGUAGAGUUCUUGUGGGACAUGAGCUGUAGCUGACCGCUUGAGGGCAGGGCUCUCUAUCAAAUCUCACUCGUUUUGUUUUUUAUUAUUUUAAAGAUUUUUAAAACCACUUUUAUGACCUGUGUGAGAUUUUGAGUUGGAAGACAAUGCUAUGUGCUAACUGUGGUAAUGAAUGUAGAACUGGGGUGAGCUAAACUGGACUGGAUGUGAAAUCUGUUGGCCUGGUGGUCAGGUUACCCUUGUGAAGAAAACUUCCUCUCAUUGGGGUGAAUAACUUGUUUCAUCCAUCUCAAUGCUAGAAACUCUUCUAGUCUCCUCAGCUUUCUAUACAUUCUGGAACGUUCCUCCAGUGAAAGAAGGGUCUCUUCCACCAAACAGAAGUGGAAGACACAAACUUUAGCCCAGAUGCCACCUGGAAGGAUGCGCUGAAAUGCUCCCUGUACGUGAAACAUGGACAGGAACGCGAUGAAGAACUUCCAUGAGGAUUUCGAAAGAGAACAGCCUUACUAAAAGACACAAACAGAAAGUGGUUCAAGCUAUCUUAACCGAAGCAUAUUGGGACACUGUGGCUGGGCGGCAUGAAACUGCUGACACGUGAACUUCUUUCCUCUGACUUCUACAACACAGCCACCCGAUUCCAAUGCCACUGAACUAAUCCGAAGCAUUCGCGCUCAAACUUUUUUUUUUUUCUUUUCUUUUCUUAUUUCAUUUUGGAGGUCAUCAAAACGGUUUUUUAUUCUGUGAAGAAGAUUGUAGAUGUGAUAUUAUAUUCUCUUACGAAAACAUUAUAACAUUUGACUAGUGUUGCAGUCAUGGACGUUUGCUAUUCGGGGCUUCGAUGCAGGGCUGAGAAAACAACAUGUCAAGUGCCAUAGACCCUGAACUGUCACAAAAUGGGUUCGACCCAGAGCAAUACUCAUACAGAUCCACGCCGCACAUUCAGUGGCCUUAUUGGGCUGAUGUAUGACACAGUGGGCGAAAGAGCAAUAGAAAGUCGUUUAUUCCAUUCGCAAGAUGCAGUCAUUUGCAUUUUUUUUAUAAAUAAAGAAAACCCAUUUAGUAUUUCUCAAUGAUACAGCAUUUUAUAUUGUAAAUCUUUUAAAGACGAAAACAUAGGAAUGGCAUUUCAAAUUUUUUUGUAAAAAAAAAAAAAAUGUUCGUAAAGUCUGAAUAGUGUGCGAAUGAAUGUCUCGUCACGUCACAUUAGCGAUUGCACUGCUGUUUCCAAACACCCCUAUGAAGAUUGUCGUUCCAUUGUAUGUUGAUAAAUCAACUUCUUCAAUAGCAAAUAGAUUCGAAAAGCUACAAAGCCUUGUAAAACGUUAAUCGUAAUGUUUGUAUUUGAAGUAGCCAUGUUGAAAGGCCAUGAAAGAUUUUUUUGCCCUGUCUUCAUAUGAGGAGAAUGACCUACUGUCGAUUGUAGUACUGUGUGUAUAAUUUGCAUGAAAUUCCUCCUUUUGAUUGUUCUUCGCUGUAUUCUUCGGUAGACUGGAGCGCUAAUUGAAUCAAAGUAAUCAAAUUAACAUACUGAUAAUGUGACAAAUCCACAAUUUGAUGUGAAAGAGCACUCGACUUCAGUUCAUUUGAAAUUGAUUGACUAUUGAGUUCCGAUCCCAGUUUUAAUUUAGCAUUGACGUGCUGACCUCAAAGUUUGUUAUUAAGCUUUGGGUCAGCAUUGCAUAUGGAUUGUAAAUGAAUUUGCUACAUUUGAUUAGUUUUUUGGGGGAAAAUGAUUAAAGUGAUAAAACUACCCCCCCCCCCCCCCCCUUUUUUGCUGUGAAUGAUUCACUCAACACAAUGUUUUUGGGGACACUGUUACGUAAAUUUUGUCACGAAUCAGUCUAGCGUAGAUCCCUCGACUGUCACUUUUUUUUAUUUUGUCUGCAAAGACAUUGUAAAAACGUAAUAACGAACUGUGACUAAAAACAACUGGUGUUCUUUUUACUGUCCCACUUUUAUUUUUAUUUAUUUAGUACACUUUACUUUGACUUUAGAGAUUACUAAUCAACAUGUAAAUACUUUUUUUAAAAGGUUUAUAAUUUGUUCAUGGCAUUAGUGAUUAUGUUUUUAAAACCAGCAAUAACUUGCAUCAAAGAAGCAGCCCUUUUAAUGUAUAGCUAUGUCAAAGGUUUCUCCACAAGCAGCUACUAUUAAGAUGAUUGGUAUGCAUUUAUUCAACAUUCCAGAUUUUGUAAAUAAAUUUACUUUCCAUGGUGUCCUGUGGAAAGAAUAAAUCAACUAAUGCUCUUUCAA